CUUACCGUCGCCAUGCUACUGGCGGUGGCCCCGGAGCGUACCGAUGGCCGCGUCGCCUUCGAGAAGCUGACGGACUUUGACUUCCAGGGCACCACGUACUACAGUGUGAAGAAUCUGUCGCUGUACGAGUGUCAGGGCUGGUGCCGAGAGGAACCGGACUGCCAGGCGGCUGCCUUCAGCUUUGUCGUGAACCCGCUAACACCCGCCCAGGAGACACUCUGUCAGCUGCAGAACGUGACGGCGGCCAACAAUCCGGCCAGCACGCCCCAGCGCUCGUCGAGUAUGUACUACAUGGUGAAGCUGCAGCUGCGCUCCGAGAACGCCUGCCAGCGGCCGUGGAACUUUGAGCGCGUCCCGAACAAGAUCAUCCGCGGGUUGGACAACGCCCUCAUCUACACCAGCACGAAGGAAGCGUGCCUGUCGGCGUGUCUGAACGAGAAGCGCUUCAUCUGCCGCUCGGUCGAGUACGACUACAACAACAUGAAGUGCGUGCUGAGCGACUCGGACCGUCGCUCCGUCGGCCAGUUUGUGCAGCUGGUCGACGCGCAGGGCGUGGAUUACUUCGAGAACCUGUGCCUGAAGCCGGCGCAGGCGUGCAAGUUCAACCGCCAGUUCGCGCUGCCCCGCGUCGGCGUGUCGGACGACAAGGUGUCGCAGUACGUUGGAUUGCACUAUUACACGGAUAAGGAGCUCCAGGUCACGUCGGAGACGGCCUGCAAGCUGGCGUGCGAGAUCGAGAGCGAGUUCCUGUGCCGCUCGUUCCUGUACCUCGGCCAACCGACCGGCGCCCAGUACAACUGCCGGCUGUACCACCUGGACCACAAGUCGCUGCCGGAUGGCCCGUCGACCUACCUGAACGGCGAGCGGCCGCUGAUCGACGUCGGCGAACCGAGUGGGGACUACUUCGAGAACAUCUGCGAGAAACAAACGAACCAACAGGACCCGACGCUGACGGUCGAUUUCUCCACUGCCGAAGAUCCGUCGAUCAACAACCUCACGCGCAACGAUGCCAACUGCGACAAGACGGGCACCUGCUACGAUGUAUCGGUGCACUGCAAGGACACCAGGAUUGCCGUUCAGGUGCGCACGAACAAACCGUUCAACGGGCGUAUCUACGCGCUAGGCCGUUCGGAAACCUGCAACAUCGACGUCAUCAACUCCGACACGUUCCGGUUGGAUCUGACCAUGGGCGGACAGGACUGUAACACACAGAGCGCCACCGGCAUCUACAGCAACACUGUCGUCCUGCAGCACCACUCGGUCGUGAUGACGAAGGCGGACAAGAUCUACAAGGUCAAGUGUACGUACGACAUGAGCUCGAAGAACAUCUCGUUCGGCAUGCUCCCGAUCCGCGACCCGGAGAUGAUCCACAUCAACUCGUCGCCGGAAGCGCCACCGCCAAGGAUCCGCAUCCUGGACGCUCGCACCCGCGAAGUGGAGACCGUGCGCAUCGGAGACCGCCUGACGUUCCGCAUCGAGAUCCCGGAAGACACUCCGUACGGUAUCUUUGCGCGCUCAUGCGUGGCCAUGGCCAAGGACUCGAAGAGCACGUUCCAGAUCAUCGACGACGAUGGGUGCCCGGUCGAUCCGAGCAUCUUCCCUGCGUUCACCCAGGACGGCAAUGCGCUGCAGUCGAUCUACGAGGCGUUCCGCUUCACCGAGAGCUACGGUGUGAUCUUCCAGUGUAACGUCAAGUACUGCCUCGGUCCGUGCGAGCCUGCAGUCUGCGAAUGGGGCCGUGAUUCCGUCGAGUCCUGGGGCAGGAAACGCCGUUCCGUCUCGAGCAACGACACGGUCGAGGAAGAGGAGGAGAUGAACAUCUCGCAGGAGAUCCUGGUGCUUGACUUCGGCGACGAGAAGAACCGUGACUUCCUGCGCAGCGAAGCCAGCACCGACUUCGGUCGAGACAAAACGGUGACCAUCAUCGAGCCGUGCCCAACGAAGACGUCGGUACUGGCGCUGGCCGUCACCUGCGCGCUCAUGGUGUUGGUGUACCUGUCGACGCUCUUCUGCUACUACAUGAAGAAGUGGAUGCAACCGCACAAAGCCAUGGCAUAG
Messenger RNA from Anopheles cruzii, 2058 nucleotides. RefSeq lists its product as uncharacterized. The record is from RefSeq and is a predicted model, not a curated record. The coding region runs from base 13 to 2058 and encodes 681 amino acids. The transcript is spliced from 8 exons. NCBI's taxonomy places the organism in Eukaryota, Metazoa, Arthropoda, Insecta, Diptera, Culicidae.